Messenger RNA from Dentiscutata erythropus, 591 nucleotides. The record is from the annotation of a GenBank genome assembly. Lineage: Eukaryota; Fungi; Glomeromycota; Glomeromycetes; Diversisporales; Gigasporaceae.
AUGGAUAAUGAACCUGAAAUCAAAAUCAUACAAUUAAAAUGCUUAAAACAAGAUUUGAAGAAACCAUACCGUACGAAAGUUGAAAACUAUUACCCAAAAGACUAUGCAAAAGCUAAGAAAAAAGUAUUAGCAAUAGAUAAGUACAAGAGAGAAAAAGACUACAGUAAUAGUGAAGAUCAUAUAGCAUCUGAAGAAGCAUUUUGUACAAAUAAAUCAGACAUUGAUAUUGAUAGUCUUGAAGAAUAUAUCAUAAAAGAUUGUUUAAAUUGUAGUAAAGGCCCUGAGCAGUUUAAUAAAACUGUAAAGCUUGAUAAUGUGAAUAUACAAAUGGUGAAAUUUACUGAAAUAAAUUUUGAAUCAAUGAAUAAAUACUUAAAAGUUGAAUUGCCUAUUGGAAAAUGUAAAAAGAGAAAUAUUAUAGCUGAACUUCCCAAACAAUCAAAUAAAAAAGGAAGAGUUAGUGAAUCAAUUGAGGCAGAUGAAGUGCCUAAAUAUGCUAAAAAUAUAAUAUACAUACUCUUUACAAAGUUAUCUAAUGAACUCAAUAUAUUCAAGAAAAUAGCAAAUAUAGAAAUAACUAUAAAUUUGUGA